UAAAGCGUUUCAUUGAACAGACUCGUCGUGGUUUCUUUAGCCAAUUGGGUCUCUCACCCCAGAACUGAGGCUUAAUUUUACCCAGCCUCUUUGGCAUUUUGAUUGAUGUUCUCGUGGCUUCAUCCGGCAGGCUAUAGCUAUAAGGGUAAAGGGAGGCAGUAAAAAAAUACAAUCGUCAGUAGUUCAGUCCGUUUCACAUAUGCAGUCAAUGCUAUUAGAUAACGACAAGUCUGGACUAAACUGCGUUUUAGUUGCUGUAUGAUAACUGGGGUGACGUGGAGGAUCCUGUAGGCUCGCAGGAGCGCGCGCGCUUCUCCACACCAUGGAUCAUAUGGGAGCGCAUCUCCACCAGACGCACGCAGACACCAUCAGUUUUGGGAUCGAUCAGAUUCUUCACAAUGCAGACCAGGGAAGCUGCAUGAUCUCCAACCCCAGAAUGCAGGAUCUGGACUACGGUUUGGGCUGCAUAGUCAGCACAGCCUAUAAUACCAUGACUGGCAACUACAAUGUCAAUAACUCGGCUGGAUACAAUGGAAACUCGUGCAGCGUUGGCUCCCUCAACAGCUCGUACAACAUGAACUUGGGCACGAAUGUUAAUGGGAAUUGCCUUAAUUCUUCGGGAGUGAUCCGGGUUCCAGCGCACCGGCCGCUGAGCAGCGUUCACUCGUCCAUUCCCACCAGCACUGCCACGGUGCCAAGUAUGGGAAGCAUGGGCACCAUUAACAGUCUCACGGGAUUAACGUUUCCAUGGAUGGAGAGUAACAGGAGAUAUACCAAAGACAGAUUUACAGGUCACCCGUACCAGAACAGAACGCCUCCGAAGAAGAAGAAGCCCCGGACGUCGUUCACGCGCCUCCAGAUCUGCGAGCUGGAGAAACGCUUCCACCGUCAGAAGUAUCUGGCGUCAGCUGAGAGGGCAGCCUUAGCGAAAGCACUUAAAAUGACUGAUGCGCAGGUCAAAACAUGGUUCCAGAACAGAAGAACGAAAUGGAGGAGGCAGACUGCAGAGGAGAGAGAAGCCGAACGACAACAAGCGAACCGAAUCCUUAUGCAACUUCAGCAAGAAGCUUUUCAAAAGACUAUAAACCAUCCUGUCAAUGCGGACCCAAUCUGCCUCCACAACAGCUCCCUAUUCGCACUUCAGAACCUUCAGCCCUGGACCGAGAACACGGCGAAAAUCAGUAGCGUUCCCAACACUGAUUAAGAGACUUUUAUGGAUGUGCGAUGUGCAGAGGAAUAUCUCAACAUCACAUUACUUACUUCUUUAUAACGUAAAACCAGUCUUCAUUUGUAAUAUGCAGCUUGUAAAAACAGCUAAUCGAAAAUUUGCUGCUCUCCGUUAGCCUACAGUUGUGCAGAAUAUUUUUUUUAUUGAUUUUAUCACUUCGAUUUAAUCAAAAUGUAAACUUAAAAGACUAUCGUAUUGCUCUUGUAUCUCAAACAUGAAUUUUAUUUGGUAUACUUGCAAUAGCCUAACGUUUGUGGCAACAAUUUAUACUAAAUUUCAUUAAUAAGUCAAAAAAUAUCACAAAUAAAAACGAAUUGGCAAACACUGGCAAAAUUGUAGUUAGGCUAUUUAUGUGGGUACUUGGAAAACAAAGGAGAUUAAAUUUAAAUAUCUAAUUUGAAAGUAAAAAGUAUUUUAACAGUUUUAAAAAGGCGAUUCUGGGUAAAAAGCUAAAACCUGUAACAUAGGCGAAUGAAUUGAUAUGCCUGCUGUUGCCUAUCACGCUAAUCAGAGCUUUAUUCCAACUAAUUUGCUCUUUUAACUGCAUCCAACUAAUACGCUGAUGAGCAUUACAUAUUGUUAGCCUAUAUAUUAACAAAUUUUUUUUUAUAAAGUGUUACCAAUUUAUUUUUCGAUAGGCCUAUCUUUUAUUUUUCAUAUUGGUAGGAUUGUAUUUGCACGUUUGUAAUGCAGCAAAAAUAGUCCUGUGAUUUAAAAUAUUAUAUGCUAAUACAGGGAAAAUGGGCCUAUGGCUAGGCCUAUGAGCGACUUCAUUUUGGCUACUUUAUUUCUUAAUGAUUGUUAUAAGACUGUCAUUUUUGUUUGGAGGCGUAAUUUAAAUGACAACUUGUUAUUUGCAGAAAUAGGUUUUUGUGAUGCAGAAAAAUAAGUAGGCUAUUAGUUCAGUUCUUGUUGCUCAGUGGUAGAGCAUUGCAUUAGCAGCGCAAAAAGGUCAUGGGUUCAA
This is a messenger RNA of Carassius auratus (goldfish), 2192 nucleotides long. RefSeq names its product T-cell leukemia homeobox protein 1-like. Gene Ontology annotation, molecular function: RNA polymerase II cis-regulatory region sequence-specific DNA binding; DNA-binding transcription factor activity, RNA polymerase II-specific. NCBI's taxonomy places the organism in Eukaryota, Metazoa, Chordata, Actinopteri, Cypriniformes, Cyprinidae. The transcript is spliced from 3 exons. The coding region runs from base 323 to 1204 and encodes 293 amino acids. The record is from RefSeq and is a predicted model, not a curated record. Gene Ontology annotation, cellular component: nucleus. Gene Ontology annotation, biological process: regulation of transcription by RNA polymerase II; animal organ development.